AUGACCUCAUCCCAGUCGACGCCCGACCUGAUGUACCUGCUCCUGCAGCAGCGCAUCCAGCACCACCACAGCCUCGACAAACCCACGACCACCCGCACGGCCGACCCGCUCCUGCCGUCGCCCCGAGUCGAACCAGUCGCCGAGAUGGAGUUCUCGUCGCCGCGGUACACGCACUACCAGGCCCAGCCGCAGCCGCUGCCGUACCCGCCGGUCAAGGACCACCCUGCCUUUGCCCAGCCGACCCCGCCCCAGGGCUACGUGCCCCUCGGCCAAGCAUACGCCUUCCCCUCCUCCUCCUCGUCCGCCUCCUCGGCGACCGGCACCAUCCCGCCCCACAACCUCCAGCACGCCCACAUGAGCGUCGGCUCGCACGCCGGCGACUUUCAGCUCUUCGGCCAGCCGCCCCAGCACCAGCAGCAGCAGGCGCUCGGGCAACAGCAGCUGCCGCACCAGUUCGCCGCCCAGCCCUUCGCCAACUACCGCCCGGUACCGGCCCAGUCGUUCGCUCAAGGCGCCAACACGGCACCCCUCCCGUCGUACGGCCAGUCGUCGUACCCGAUCUCGAUCCCGUCGAGCGCGUCGUCGACCUCCUCCCACGCCGACAACGACUACCCGCCGCUCCCCGACCUCGUCGCCGACGAGGGCGCGUCGCCCGCCUCGUUCUCGCCGCCCUCGCCUCGUUUUGCUCCCCGGGCCCGGCCCGCGCUGUACCGCGGCGGCCAGGGCAGCAGCGGCGAGGGCACGUACCGCGUCGACCGCGCCGCGAGCGUGCCCAUCCCCGACGCGCCGCGCCCGAUGCGCCGCAAGACGCAAGAGUCGCGCGACUGGCCCUCGUUCUACUCGAGCGGUUCGUCGUCGACGUCGAGCUCGAUGAGCUCGAGCGCGUACCUCCCGACGCCCCAGCUCGGCAACCAGGGCCUCCUCCCGCCGCCGCAGGGCGGCUACGUCGACGAGCCGGCCUCGUUCGACACGCCGACCGCCGCGGCGCACGCCAACCCGUUCGACGCCGCCAACCUCGUCCUGUCGCCGGCGCCGCAGUACUCGUUCUACCAGCAGCCGCCCGCGCCGCCGCACACGGACCACCCGCUGCUCGCGAGCGAGCAGUCGGACCUCUUGCGGCGCGUCCAGCGCGACCUCGUCGACGUCGACUUGAGCUCGAUCAAGGGCCCGCUGCGCGCACUCGCCCUAUCCGGCGGCGAGCGCGAGGCGACGCCGCUCGCGCACCACGACAGCCAGGGCCGCGCCUCGGCCCCUCCCGCCGUCACGCCGGGCCCGCCCAUGUCGCAGCAGCAGCAGCCGUCGCAGCAGCAGCACGCCACGGCCUCGCCUUCGACGGUCCUGCGCUCGCCGGCUGCGGCGACCGUCGCCGAGGACGCUCUGUCGGCCGGCACCGUCUCGCCGCAGGAGGCCUUCCUCGACUACGACGAGGUCGACUCGCGCCUGCACGACCCGCACGACCCGCUGUACUCGGUCGGCCGCGACCGCGAGUUUGGCGUCGGCGUCGGCGCGUCGCUCUUUGCGCCGCUGCCUGCCGUCGCCGCCGCGAGGGGCGCGCAGAGCCCGGCGACGACGGCGCCGUUCGCGCCGAGCCCGCUCCGCGAGCGGUCGACGACGCCGACGGCGGCGAGCGUCGCCGGCCCGCUGUCGCCCAAGAUGGCGUCGCCGAGUGCGCCGUCGUCGCACGCGCAUCACGGGCACGGUCACGCCGCACGUCGCGGCCCGCACCCGUUCUCGGUGCCGCAGAACGCCGUCACGUGGGCCGCUCGACGGUCCCAGUCGGGCUCGCACCUCGUCGGCGGCGUCGUCGACGGCGAUGCCGAUGACGACGACGACGACUUUGGGAGCCAGGACCCUGAGGAUGAGGAGGAGAGCGAUGCGAGCGAGGCCGAGCGGCGCAGGCUUGACGCCGUGCGCAAGCAGGCCGGCCUCGGCGCCGGCUUUGGCGCGUUCGACAAGCGCGACGUCGACCUCAAGCCGGCCCUGAGCAAGCCGCCGGCGACGUCGCACACGCGCGUGCAGCCUAUCCUGCCCAAGCCGGCGCCGAGCGACGAGGAGCGCUCGCGGUACGGCCUCGACAACGUCGGCAAGCCGCUCUUCGGCGUCGCCCCGUCGCUCAAGAACGAGGGCAAGGCGGCUCGUGCGGCCUACGCUCCGCCGCCGCCGUCCUCCUCGGCCGGCUCGACCGCCGCUCCUGUCGCCCAGUUCGCGCCGCCGCCGCCGUCGGGCGUCUCGGCGUUCCACACCGAGCUGCAGAAGCAAAAGGCGCAGCUGUCGCAGGCGCCGGGCGCCGCUGCGGGCAGCGGCACCAACACGCCGCGCCGCGCCGCCGCCGCCUCGGCUCUCGCCGGCCUCAACGCUCACCCCGAGCUGUACGCCGACGGCUCGGACGCCGGCAGUGCCGCGCCGUCGCCGCCGCCGUCGUCGGCCGCACGUCCCGCUCGGCAGCGCAAGCGCAGCCGGGCACUGCGCGCCAUCUACGGCGAGCUGUCGGACGAGGCCGGCGCCGAUGCUGCAGCCGCCGACGAUGAUGACGACGGCGACGAGUCGGACGCGUCGUACCACUCGUCGGCGUCGUCGUUCGGCGGCGCGACCGGCGGCGGCGGCAGCGCUCGCCAGGGCGGCCCGGCGCCCAAGCGGCGCCGACGUGCCCCCGCUGCGGGCAGCGCGCAGGGCGCACGCACGAGCGGCGGCGGCGGCGGUGGCGGUGGGACCGCCACGGGCUCGGGCUCGAUCCGGUGCGACCACCUGAACAGCGACGGCACGACGUGCGGCGUCAUCUUCCGGCGCCCGUACGACCUCGCUCGGCAUCGCGAGACGAUCCACAACGAGAGCCUCGGCGGCGAGAAGCUCAAGAGCGUCAAGGAGUGGCGCUGCCACGAGUGCGACGGCACUUUCAGCCGCAAGGACGCCCUCAUCCGCCACUGCCGCAUCAGGGGCCACAAGGCCGGCUGAGCCGCCUUCUCGUCGAUGGCCAACCUCUCGCGCCGUCCCUCCCACUCCUCCCUCUUCGACUCUCCUCGCGUUCGCCUCUUCCCUCCGUACCUCCACGCCCUUCUGUGCAACUCGUCCCGUCGCUUGUACCCCCUCCCGUCUAAUG
Molecule: messenger RNA, 3097 nt
Organism: Rhodotorula graminis WP1
Lineage: Eukaryota; Fungi; Basidiomycota; Microbotryomycetes; Sporidiobolales; Sporidiobolaceae
Exons: 2
Coding region: 1-2952 (983 amino acids)
Source: RefSeq, a predicted model, not a curated record